Messenger RNA from Diatraea saccharalis (sugarcane borer), 525 nucleotides. The record is from the annotation of a GenBank genome assembly. NCBI's taxonomy places the organism in Eukaryota, Metazoa, Arthropoda, Insecta, Lepidoptera, Crambidae.
UUUCGGCGUAAAAAAACACUUUCCCAUUUAUAUUAUUGAACAUACAAAAGCGAUAAUGAUUCCUCUUUUAGAAUGUAAAAUAUUUAUAAAUUUAAAAUGAACGUAAUUUCAGAGGAAUUUAAGAAAAUAUGGACCAUUGGCAGUUGCCAUAUAUGACAGCCCAAAAUCAUUCAUGUUUUAUUCAAAAGGAAUUUAUAAUGAUGAUAACUGUAAAUGGAAGAAUGGAAUAUCUCGGGGUCAUGCUUUGACACUGAUCGGGUACGGUGAAGUAAAUGGUGAACGAUAUUGGACCUUAAAAAAUUCCUAUGGCCCAAAAUGGGGAGAAGAAGGCUACAUAAGAAUUGCCAUCAAGAAUAAUAUUUGUGAUGUCAUGAGUAAUGCCUAUAGUGUUAUUGCAUCUUCGUAAUUCCUAUAACCAUGGCCUUAUUAUAAAAAAACAUUGAUUAUAUAUUUGAAAUUGUAUAAAAGUAUCUUGUAUGAUUAAUAAAUCUUAAAAUAUGGAGUAAUAAAAUUGCGUUCAUAGAA